CUAGAUUUUUCCACUGAAUUGUCAAAAACAUUACUGGAGGCUGGUGGUCCUGAAUUUAAAGAUGAAGUUAAUAGACUGAGAAAUAAACUACAUGUCAUGAGAGAUGGUGCUGUGAUUCCAACUAGCUCUGGAAAAUUACAAUGCAGUGCUGUCCUCCAUGCCAAGUGGACAAAAUUUGUUAGCUUAGGGGCACAAGAAGAAACAGCUUUUAAGAAGACCAUUUUGUCAGCUCUGUAUAAUGCAAAUGAUCAACUUUAUUCAUCAAUUGCAAUUUCAGUGCUGAGCUCAGGAGAGUCUCCAUUCCUAUGGAUUACAGUAAAAGCCAUCAAAGAAUAUUGUGAGAAAUUUAAAAAAGCUGAUGUACAGUUGACUGAUAUCAGGCUUGUGAGUACAGAUGAUGCUUCUAUUAAAUCAAUGAAGAAAAUUGUUAAGGAAGUAAUAGAGCCUGAAUCUAAACAUUCAAAGAUGCCAGCUGUGAUGAAGUUGGCCUUCAAACGGGACAAGAAAAGCUCAUCUGCCAGUGCAGGCCUAGAACUCCAGGAAGAAACCAUCAAAAUGCAACCCAUAUCUAAAAUGAAGCCUGAUACGACCAUACCUGAAACACAGCCAACCAAAUCAGAUGACACAUUUGUAACAGUUGAAGGAUUAGAGGUGGCUCUGGUGACUGGAAACAUUGGAGAACAAAAGUGUGAUGUCAUCGUGAACACAGUGUCUGAUACUAUGGAUCUUUCACACGGACCUGUAUCAAGAGCAAUUCUAAAACAGGCUGGAUCUCAAUUGCAAAUAAACACAAACAACACCAAAGGCUCAACAACAUUUCAAGCUGGGGAUGUUUUACCUGUCAGUACCAUGAAUUGUGAGUUGCAUUGCCAACAAGUAUACAACAUAAUUUGUUGUCAAUGGACUGCAGAUAAAGCUUCUCAAGCUAAAGAACUGCUUCGGACAAUCAUCCAAAAAUGCCUUAAGAAUGCACAUGAAAGUCAUUACAAAUCAAUGAGUUUUCCUGCCAUUGGGACUGGAAAUUUGAAGUUUCCAAAGGAUAUCGUAGCAGGAAUGUUUUUUGAGGAGAUAAAGAAAUUCAGUGCGGAAAAUCCUACAUCCACACUUAAAAGAGUGAAGUUAAUCAUAUACGAAAAGGACCUGGAUCUGUACUCGAUAUUUGAAGACGCACUGAUGAUAGCACAAGGAAUUCCACUCAAUGAGCUGUUAUUGUAUAAAGAGAUUAGAAAAUCUCAAAAAGUGCCUGAUCCACCACCAGCAAACAUGACAAGAGAGGUUGAAACUGUAAGCUCUCUUUUAUUGAUGAAUAUUGGGAAAAUUACCUUUGAACUGCGCUGUGAUGGCAUUUCAAAAAAUGGAAACAUUCUAGUGGUGGAUUAUGGUGAGAAGAAAACAGAUUUUGACACAAUAGUGAGAGGACGUGGACGUUACUUUACAAUUAAAUCAAGGGGACAAGCAGACUUUACAAAGAAUUUGUUAAAAGCCUUGCAGAUGUGUGGUAACCAUCAGUAUGAUUUCUUAUAUAUCCCUAUACCAAAACAACAGGGCUCAGGAAGCUCAUCUAGAGAUAUAAGGGGAUUUGCAACAAGCGUUUUGGAUUCCAUUUAUCAGUACGGAGAUACACCACAAGCAAUGCCAAUACAUGUGAUAGUGACUGAUUCCUCAUCUGAUCACGCCCAAGUAUUCCAGGAAGUGUUAUCAAAACAUCAAGCGGGAAAAAGUGGAAUUUUUAACACAAUGACAAAGUAUCUUGGGGGUUGGUGGCUGACUGGGAAUCAGACUGAAGAUGCUAGAGAUAUACAAGAGCACUCAGUGCAGCCAGUAAAGUUUCAGAUUUACUCCAUGAAGGAAGAAAAUAUUGAAGAAGCAUGGGCUGAUAUUCAAAAACUAGCAACUAGAGAACACAUGGAGAAAACAAUACCUGUGGAAACAUCUUUUGAGAUGUUUACUCAAGAAGAUUAUGAUGAAAUAGAAGAGUGUUGCUCCAAAAUGCGUGUAGCUUACCAGUUAGAUAGAGCUGGUCGCAGCAUCUCUUUAUCUGGAUGUAUAACCGAUAUUUGUUCUGUUCAAGAUGUCAUUUUUAAAGUGUGCCACAACAUAGCAAAAAGAGAAGUAACAUUGCAAGAAGAACUGUUUAUUAUGGAUAAGGUGUGCUGGAAAUUCUGGUUGGAUGAUCAUUGGGAAACCUUCAAUCCGACUGUGAAUGCUUGCCUUGAAAAGGCUUACAAUGAGAAAGAAAAUGAAGUACAAAUAAAAAUAGGGGGAGGCGAUUUUUGUGUGAUUGACUUUCAAAAAUGGACAUUAACUGACUCUAAUGCAACUUCAUAUUCCAUUGAUCGUAGAUGUUCUGGAGAUGAACUUCCAGACACCUGGGAGAUCAGAGGAAAUGAUAGCACAUCCUUUGAACUACCUGUGAAACCGGAUUCCUCAGAAUACCAAGAAAUAGCUCGUGACUUUCGGGACUCUUUGGGGGACGUAGCAUCUAGCCAAACAUUUAAAAUUGAUGCAAUCACAAGGAUCCAGAAUCUGUCUCUCUGGCGACUGUACAUUGCAAAAAGAAAUGAAAUGAACAGACUACGGCCUCAUCAGCAGAAUGAAAACAUUUUGUACCAUGGAACUUACUCAACCGUAUGUUCUAAGAUCAAUGCAGAUGGUUUCAACAGGAGCUACUGUGGCUUAAAUGCUGUUUUUUAUGGAGAAGGGACAUAUUUUGCUCAACAUGCAAAAUAUUCUGCACACGACACAUAUUCAAAACCUGAUGCAACAGGAAGCAAAUUUAUAUACAGAGCAAGAGUUUUAACUGGAGAUUAUUGCAAAGGAAGCAAAGACAUGAAGGAACCCCCACUCAAAGAUCCACAAGGAAACAGCAGAGAGCGAUACAACAGCGUAACAGAUAAUAUGGAAUCUCCUGAGGUUUUUGUGGUAUUUCAAGAUAAUCAAGCAUAUCCAGAAUACCUUAUUACCUUUCAUAAUUAAACAGAAUUCCUAAUAGUGAGCAGAAACUGAAGUAAUGUAGGUCAUCUACUGAUAGGCGCUGCAGUUUGCAAUUAUUGUACUAUUAAAACUUUUAAAGAACAUGGAUAACAUUUAUUCCGAACUUAAAGAAUGCAUUUUCUUGAAAUAGGAUUAGAAAAAUCUC
Molecule: messenger RNA, 3139 nt
Organism: Hemiscyllium ocellatum (epaulette shark)
Lineage: Eukaryota; Metazoa; Chordata; Chondrichthyes; Orectolobiformes; Hemiscylliidae
Product: protein mono-ADP-ribosyltransferase PARP14-like
Exons: 11
Coding region: 97-2976 (959 amino acids)
Biological process (GO): negative regulation of gene expression
Cellular component (GO): cytoplasm; nucleus
Molecular function (GO): transcription corepressor activity; NAD+ poly-ADP-ribosyltransferase activity
Source: RefSeq, a predicted model, not a curated record